AUGCCUCCUUCAGCUCUUGAUCGCCUUGCUUCCCUUCACAUUGAUUAUCCAAUGCUGUUUGAGCUACACAAUGUUGCUGCUGAGAGAGUGUUACAUUGUGGUGUUUUGGAAUUCAUUGCUGAAGAAGGCUUGAUAUAUAUGCCUCAUUGGAUGAUGGAAAAUUUGCUUUUACAAGAAGGGGACCUUGUGAGAGUAAAGAAUAUGACCCUUCCAAAGGGUACAUAUGUAAAAUUGCAACCGCACACAUCCGACUUUCUCAACAUUUCCAACCCAAAAGCAAUAUUAGAGACGACGCUUAGGAACUUCUCGUGUUUAACAACAGGAGAUAGCAUUAUGGUGGCAUAUAACAAUAAGAAAUACUACAUUGAUAUUAUUGAAUCAAAGCCUUCUAGUGCAAUCACCAUUAUUGAAACUGAUUGUGAGGUUGACUUUGCUCCUCCCCUUGAUUACAAGGAACCACAAAGGCUCCCUUUAUCAUCAUCAUCCACCCAAGAUGAAGAAAGUCUACCAGAGGAACCAAAGUUCAACCCGUUUACAGGAUCGGGGAGAAGGUUGGAUGGGAAGGCUUUGACAUACCAACCGCCGCCUGUUUCCACCACCUCCAAAGGGAAACAACCGGCGGUUUCCGGCGGAAGACCUACCGCCGCUUCUAGCUCCCGCCAGACUCAGGGAAAACUCGUGUUUGGUUCUAAUUCUAAUGCUGCUGCCCCUCAAAAGCGAAAGGAAGCUGCUAAAGAGAAGAAAGUGGAAGAACCCACAAAGGAAGAAGCCAAGUUUCAAGCUUUUACUGGAAGAAAAUAUUCGCUAAAGGGUUAA
Messenger RNA from Lactuca saligna, 816 nucleotides. NCBI's taxonomy places the organism in Eukaryota, Viridiplantae, Streptophyta, Magnoliopsida, Asterales, Asteraceae. The record is from the annotation of a GenBank genome assembly.